AGGGUGUGCAUCCAUCUCAAGUGGUCCCACAUACUGGAACGUUGGUCGUGUGAAUCUCGUUCACGGAACGGUGGGUCGCAUGGACUCGUUAGUGCUCCAUCAGAACCCAACUUUACCGCUCUCGGAUGCCAACAGCAAAUCGAGUGCUAGUAAUAACUACUCUUCAGUUCAUCGGCCGAAGCGAAGAAAGAAGCGCUUGAGCCGCCAACCCUCCAAAGCAGUUGAGGAAAGCGAUUCGGAUUGUCUUCCUCCAACGAAGAGGAACGAAAUCGGUUCCAAAUUGGAUUUCUCUCAUUGGGAUCCAUCUCCGAAGAAGCCGUUCCGACCUCAGCAUCAAGUUCAAAUUAUUCAGAAUUAUGCGAAACGUCAUGGACGAAGUCAGUAUGAUCCGGAUUCCACGAGUUUUUCGUCGGAGAGCGGCGAGAGUUCGCCUGAUUGCGGUCGAUCCCCUCUAGCCACGCCCAUUUCUGAGGAAGAGCGUAUAUUCAUCAAACAAAAUAACGGUCAAUUUAUGGCUCUCAAACCCUCUCAAGUGAUGAUGCACACCCAUCGAAGUCAUUUACAAGAAAAUCCCAAUUCUCGCCCAUUCGAGGGCAAAAUGACGCCCUCUAUGAACUCUCCGAGACCGAAUCCAGUGAAUUUCAACAUCAAGGCGUGACCUCGUUUCAAAACUAAAAGCACAUGCCAUCAUUCUGUUUUUCUUUUGUGCAUUCCUGUGAUAGAGUGGACACACAUAUCGGAGAAUUGAGGGAAAUAACCAUUCAUGGAUUUUGCUCUUUUAAUCAAUCUAUCGUUUUUGCGUACUUUUGAUAAGUGUCUCCAUUAACAUUUGAUAUCAAGACAAGCUUUUCAAUAAAUCUCAUUCAUACUUAUCUCCCUUUACGACUCAAAUUUCAAUCAAAAUUUGUCUGCCGACAGAAUGCUUCGAUCAACUUUGCUCCUCAUAUUAUUUUCGUGGUCAAAAGCUGACAAUUUGGGACGAUACGGAUUUGACGGUACUUGGAGUACUUGGGAGCUUUGCGAAGAGCAUGAACCUGAGGAAAUUGCCUCUUUGUUUCCGGAUCUCGUUCCCUUUGCCAACACAAGAUGGCUCCGCCGUCGAGUCUGCCAAAUCUAUGGCGAUUUAAAACUCAAUUCGAAUGACACCAUAUGUUCCACAAAAAUCAAUGGCAAUGGAUCACAACCUAUCGUAGUAGACGAGGAUGGCCAAUACUUGCAAUAUGAACCGUGUGAAGUGGAUUAUGAGCCUUGGCCGUUUCAUUGUUUCGAUCAUUGUUCCAAAUCCUGUAAUGUCGGAACUUGUGAAAUCCGGCGACGAUGUCAGUUACAGGAUGACCUAUAUCGUAUUGUGAAUGACGAAGAAUGUUCCCAUUUGGGUCCAACGACCAAAAUGUCCGACUGUAACAUGCUUCCAUGUGACACCGUUUGCCCUUGGCAGGAGACGCACGUCAGCGCCUCUGGUGAAUUCGAUUGCCAAUGUGGUUGUUCAGCUGAAUGUCCCAAUAAUCAAAGUGCUUCCGUUUGUAGUUAUUGUGCUCGAUGGCAUUAUGUUGAUUGGAGUGAAGAGAUCAGCUUUGAGAUUCAACUUGUAACCGAGUUGUAUCCACUGAAAUGGAUCGGGAUUGGAUUUUCGAGAGGAACAAAAAUGUCUGAUGGAGUUCGAGCAAUCAUUGGAUAUAUUUUUGAAAACUCAUCCGCUAUGCAUAAUCAAAUGAAGGAAGUCCUCUUUGAAGGAUACGACGGACCAACGAAAAUCGUCGAUAACGCCAAAAGAGGACAUAUCAUGUAUGAAGACGGAAUGCUGACCUUGAAGUUCGUUAUCCGUGAAAUCGAGUUAAAUUUGCCAAAGUCUGCCAGAACUAGUAUCCUAUAUCCGUAUUCAGGAGGCUUGGUCGACUCCGUGGUAAGACGGGAUCCAUUAGAUAGCCGAUAUUUUCAAUUCGGAAUCCGGAAGCACAUCAACAUUCCAAUUGUGUCUGAGAAUGAGGUGUUCCGACCUUGCUCUCUCGUCUUGGAUUCAGUGAACGGAAAUUGGGCCCCUUGGAAUUCCUGGUCACCCUGUUCUGCCACGUGCGGAACUGGUGCGCAAAGCAGAAAUCGCCGUUGUGAGAAUCCAAUUCCGACUGAAAGUGGCCUUAAAUGUAAUGGUUCCGAGUUUGAGACCACCAGUUGUCACAUCCAAGAUUGCAAAGAGUGCCUGAUGGAUUUGAAUAAUAUGUACUGGUAUCCACCGUUCUGUUUGGAUCACGACAGUCUUUCUGAUUCCGCGUGCGAUUACGUGGCUUCAUGGCAAUGGAGAGUCGAUUCGAACAUUGCCGAGUUCUCAGUGAAGUCGAGAGAUCCAUCAAAGUGGACGGGAAUUGGAUAUUCACGUGGUGAUCCAAUGAGCGGAGAAAACGGCGGAUUGCACCUAAUUAUUGGUUUCAAAUCGUUGUAUGAUCGAGAUAAAAAGAGGAUUGGCAAAUUUUGGAUCCCCAAUGGAUACCAAUCACUUUCGAGGCUGACAGAUCAGGACUCGUACAUGUAUCCCCAAAUGGUCGAGAUGCCCUCCGAGGAUUUGAAAUGGGAAAAUGAUGGCUAUUUACUCGAAAAUGUCGUGGAAGAUGGCCUCCAAUGGUUGCAAAUGCAAUUUCAAGAGGAGAUCACUCAGUUUGGCAACGAGCCAUGGAACAUCAAUUUAACUGCACCACUUAAUUUCCUAUUUCCCGUCGAAGGGGGGGACAAAGGCAGGGAUUCCAGGAACAAAUUCGAUGUGUCUAUCGAUCCCACCCAAGCUCAAGUUUUAGAGAACGUGAACAUGACUGAAUGUACAGUCGAUUCCCAGGACGUCAGUCAAAUUUCGUGUUAUCAUUGUGAGAACCAAUCUUGCAUGGAAGAGGACCCGGAUUUCCCAGGCCACGUGGAAAAGUGUCCCGGUGAUGUUCAUACUUGCGUCAAGUUCUACGGAUACAUUGGACCAUUCCUUCAAUACUUCCGCUCAUGUGGGUGGUCUAGUAUCACUGCGAAUGAUACACAAGAAUGCAAAGAAGGUGCGGUCCAAACUUUGGAUCCCAGGCCAACCCGAGGAGAACUCUGUACUUGCCCUUCACCACUUUGUAAUCGAGCGAUGAUCCAGGCCAGGGCUUGGAUCACUACGGUUUUUUGGAUUUGCAUGUGCAUUUUCUUGAUUUAGUAAUGAGCGAGCAAAGUUUUUGCAAUACAAUUGCACAGCGAUCUAACGCCCAGAUUGACAUGUGUGUCAGAAUAAAUGCUAGGGAAGUUCCA
Tigriopus californicus is the source of this 3264-nucleotide messenger RNA. RefSeq lists its product as uncharacterized. Lineage: Eukaryota; Metazoa; Arthropoda; Copepoda; Harpacticoida; Harpacticidae. The coding region runs from base 920 to 3172 and encodes 750 amino acids. The record is from RefSeq and is a predicted model, not a curated record. The transcript has 17 exons.